Molecule: messenger RNA, 1587 nt
Organism: Syngnathus typhle (broad-nosed pipefish)
Lineage: Eukaryota; Metazoa; Chordata; Actinopteri; Syngnathiformes; Syngnathidae
Gene: actl6a
Product: actin-like 6A
Exons: 14
Coding region: 145-1434 (429 amino acids)
Biological process (GO): nervous system development; regulation of transcription by RNA polymerase II
Cellular component (GO): NuA4 histone acetyltransferase complex; SWI/SNF complex
Molecular function (GO): chromatin binding
Source: RefSeq, a predicted model, not a curated record
UAUGACGCACAAGUGGCGCCCGCUUCGUUACGGAUCAAUGCUAACUACUGCGGCUCUUUUGUUGUGAUUAGCCGUGUAGCGGUUGUGAUUCUGCAAUAAUAGCGCACAUUAUCACAUAAACGCUCUGCUGUGAAAAAUUACAAGAUGAGCGGCGGAGUGUACGGGGGUGAUGAGGUGGGAGCUUUGGUGUUCGACAUUGGCUCAUACACGGUCAGAGCUGGCUAUGCAGGAGAAGAUUGUCCAAAGGCCGACUUCCCCACGGUGAUCGGUGUGACCAUUGACCGUGAGGAUGGCACCACUCCCAUGGAGACGGACGGCGACAAAGGCAAGCAGAGUGGCACCACUUAUUACAUCGACACCAACCAGCUGAGGGUCCCGAGGGAGAGCAUGGAGGUCAUGUCUCCACUCAAGAAUGGCAUGAUUGAAGACUGGGACAGUUUCCAAGCUAUUUUGGAUCACACCUACAGGAUGCACUUCAAGUCAGAACCAAGCCUGCAUCCCGUACUUAUGUCUGAAGCAUCAUGGAACACACGAGCAAAACGAGAGAAACUGACCGAAUUGAUGUUUGAACACUACAACAUUCCCGCCUUCUUUCUUUGCAAAUCAGCCGUGCUGUCCGCCUUUGCCAACGGCCGGUCGACGGGCUUGGUCCUGGACAGCGGAGCCACACACACCACAGCCAUUCCGGUGCAUGAUGGCUACGUCCUCCAGCAAGGCAUUGUCAAGUCACCCCUGGCUGGAGACUUCAUGAGCAUGCAGUGUCGAGAACUCUUCCAAGAGUUAAACGUUGAAAUAAUUCCACCUUACAUGAUUUCAACAAAGGAUGCAGUGCGAGAGGGGUCGCCGGCCAGCUGGAAGAAAAAGGAGAAACUACCUCAAGUCACCCGCUCCUGGCACAACUAUAUGUGCAAUUGUGUCAUCCAAGAUUUCCAGGCAUCCGUGCUGCAGGUGUCUGAUUCGCCAUACGACGAACAGGUUGCUGCCCAGAUGCCGACAGUGCACUAUGAGCUUCCCAAUGGGUACAACUGUGACUUUGGAGCGGAGAGGUUGAAAAUACCCGAGGGCCUUUUCGACCCCUCUAACGCCAAGGGCUUGUCGGGAAACACGAUGUUAGGAGUCGGCCACGUGGUGACAACCAGCGUGGGAAUGUGCGACAUUGACAUUCGGCCGGGUCUGUAUGGCAGCGUAGUGGUGACGGGAGGAAACACGCUCAUUCAGGGCUUCACUGACCGACUCAACAGAGAAUUGUCCCAGAAAACGCCACCAAGCAUGCGACUGAAGCUUAUAGCCAACAACACAACAGUCGAGCGCAGGUUCAGCGCUUGGAUCGGAGGCUCCAUCCUUGCAUCACUUGGAACCUUCCAGCAAAUGUGGAUCUCCAAACAAGAGUAUGAGGAGGGAGGAAAGCAGUGCGUGGACAGAAAGUGCCCUUGAUUGAUGAAAAAACAAAUAAAUCUCAUUUUGUAUUUUUUUUUUUUUUUUGAGUUUGUCCACAUACCGUGUUUGUGAAUGUGUUGUAGCAGCAUACACAUUCACAAUUAAGUCUAUCACUUUGUUGAAGUGAAAUUAAAUUUCUUUGCCAUAAUA